This is a messenger RNA of Corylus avellana, 1634 nucleotides long. It is a transcript of the gene TFIIS, whose product is annotated as transcript elongation factor IIS. Gene Ontology annotation, cellular component: nucleus. NCBI's taxonomy places the organism in Eukaryota, Viridiplantae, Streptophyta, Magnoliopsida, Fagales, Betulaceae. The record is from RefSeq and is a predicted model, not a curated record. Gene Ontology annotation, molecular function: nucleic acid binding; zinc ion binding. Gene Ontology annotation, biological process: transcription elongation by RNA polymerase II; DNA-templated transcription.
UAUAAUAUAUAGGUGGCCGAUACCCUUUUCGUUUUCUUCUUUCAGUCGCUGCUCCAAGAAUCCACAUCCAUUAGGGAUUUGGUUUUCUUAAAAAUCAAUAAAGAAGAGGAGCUCGCUAAAGCCCUCUCGUUUCCAACGGCCGAUCUAUCGAAUAACAGUGGGGAUUAUGGAGAGAGAGCUGGUGGAAUUGUUCGAAGCUGCGAAGAAAGCAGCGGACGCUGCGGCCUCCGCUGACGGAGGAUCCGAGGAAAGUCGAUGCCUCGAUGCCUUACGCCAGCUCAAGGAUUUUCCUGUCACUUACCAAGUUCUUGUCUCCUCCCAGGUUGGGAAGCGUCUUCGACAUCUGACGAAGCAUCCUAGGAAAAAAAUCCAAUCAUUUGCUUCUGACCUGAUUGAGAUAUGGAAGGACAUUGUUAUAAAGGAAACAAACAAAAACAAGAAAAGUGAAAGCUUGGAUGAUAAGAAUUCUGUCAAAGUUGAGUCUGUAAAUGCACAGACUGCCAAGGUCGAGAAGGAUCAGAAGACAUCUUCCACGAAGGUUGAGAAUGUUUCAAAGGUUGAAAGCAUUAAGGUUGAGAAAAUUGUUCAGAAUGGUAUGCCAAGCGUGGAGAAAGUUUCAAGGUCAGAUGCUGUCAAGACAGUGAGAAAGGUUUCGAGUGUUGAUGUUGUCAAGGUUGAGAAAAGUGCUUCAGCUGAGAAAGUUAAGGUUGAAAAGAUUACCAGAGAGGAGAAGAAGGAAGCUUCUGGAGUGAAGAAACCAUUGCUGGGCCCGGGUGCUCCCCCAAAGCUGACAUCAAUGAUUAAAUCUAAUGAUUCCACGCGGGACAAAGUACGAGAAAUUCUUCAUGAAGCAUUGUCUAAAGUUUCUGGUGAGGCUGAGGAGUAUAUUCAGGAGGAAGUGAAUUCGUGUGACCCCAUUCGAGUUGCUGUUUCUGUAGAGUCUGUUCUGUUUGAUAGAUGGGGCAGUUCUCUAGGGGCUCAAAAGGUUAAGUAUAGAUCCUUAAUGUUUAACCUUAAGGAUGCUAACAACCCAGAUUUCCGGAGAAGGGUACUUCUUGGACAUGUCAAACCAGAGAGGCUUAUCAACAUGAGCACAGCAGAAAUGGCAAGUGAUAAGAGGCGAAAUGAGAAUCGAAAGAUUGAAGAGAAAGCGUUAUUUGACUGUGAGCGUGGAGCGGCACCCAAAGAGACAACCGAUCAAUUUAGGUGUGGUCGAUGUGGGCAACGCAAAUGCACCUACUACCAAAUGCAGACGCGGAGUGCCGAUGAGCCUAUGACAACGUACGUAACAUGUGUAAACUGCAAUAACCAUUGGAAAUUCUGUUAGUUUUAGCGUCCCUCUCUUACCAGCUGCUGCUAGCCAUUUUUUAUUGGUUACCAUUAUGAGAUAAUUCUGAAGCUGCUCCUGUUAUUGUGAUUCAGCUCUAGUGCAGUCAACGUUAUGAAAUUUCAGUGUAGGAACUAAACUACAUAUGUAGAAUUUUAUCCUUGUUUUUGUAGGACUGUUAGGUUUUAUUUGUUGGGAUGCUGAAAUUUUAUUGGAUCAAAGGCUUUAUUUGGUUCGCCAUUUGUAUGGAUUGAAACAAAUUGUAUGCUAUAUUAAUAUAACUCUGCAGAAAUGUGGAUUGCGGAUA